Messenger RNA from Ilex paraguariensis (yerba mate), 2009 nucleotides. Lineage: Eukaryota; Viridiplantae; Streptophyta; Magnoliopsida; Aquifoliales; Aquifoliaceae. The record is from the annotation of a GenBank genome assembly.
UAAUAAAAAAAACUUGGAUAUGGAGGUGGGAAUAAAUGGAGAGAAAGAAGAGAAAGUGCUUGCAGCUCUGAGAUUUGAGAUGGCCUGAGCUGUAUCUAAAGGGAGAGAGAGAGCACGAGAGAGAGAGAAUCAGAAGGGACUAGCAACUGAGGAUUGCAUAUACAUGUAUAUGUAUAUGGGUAUAUAAUUUCAAUCGGCUUUCUUUCUUUUUCGAUCUUAUACACGAGGUGUUGCAUUCAUUGGUUGGCUCAGUGCAUUCCUCACCAUUUCUGAGAAAAUUUUGGCAUCAUGUUGGAGGGUCCUUCCUAUCUUGUCGCCCGGGACUUGCCAAGUGCCUGUGAACAACAGAGCAAGUGGAUCUACAAUGCGUUUUGUGUUAUCGAACUUUCAAAUGGUAAGCAAUGUCUGGAAGAUGAAGAACAGAUGAUGUGGAGAAAGUCUUCCACACCAUUGGAUGCCCUUCAGGGAGAUGAAACAAUGCAGAGUUUUCAUGAUCUUUCGCUUUCUCAGAUGGACCACUCAGAUAACCAGCGUCACCAGGGAAAUCAUUCGGACUCAAGUUCACUGAUCUACCAGCUUGGCCGGGACAUCUCAAUUAAUUGCCUACUAUGCUGCUCAAGGUCAGAUUAUGGAUUGGUUGCUUCUUUGAAUCGGAGCUUUCAGUCUCUAAUUCGUACUGGGGAGCUUUAUAGGUUGAGAAGGCAGAUGGGCAUUGUUGAACAUUGGAUUUACUUCUCAUGCAAGCUUCUUGAGUGGGAGGCUUUUGAUCCCAUCCGCCGUCGAUGGAUGCAUUUGCCUACAAUGGAUUGUAAUGAAUGCUUCAUGUGUUCGGACAAGGAGUCAUUGGCUGUUGGUACUGAUCUUCUUGUCUUUGGAAAGGAAAUAGAUUCACAUGUAAUCUGCAAAUAUAGCAUAUUGACUAACUCGUGGUCCGCUGGUACAAAGACAAACACACCUAGAUGUUUGUUUGCAUCUGCAAGUCUUGGAGAAAUUGCAAUUGUAGCCGGUGGUUGUGAUUCAGCAGGGAACAUCUUGAGCUGUGCAGAGCUUUAUAACUCAGAGACUGGAACUUGGGUGACUCUCCCAAGUAUGCAUAAGCCAAGAAAAAUGUGUUCAGGGGUGUUUAUGGAUGGGAAGUUUUAUGUUAUUGGGGGAAUUGGGGUAGGCAAUCCAAGUGAGCUCACAUGCGGGGAGGUGUAUGAUUUGGAGACAAGGACUUGGCAUGAGAUUUCUGAUAUGUUCCCUGCACGGAAUGGAGGGGCCGGGGAGGCCCCUGCAACUGCCAAGGCACCUCCACUGCUUGCAGUUGUUAAAAAUGAGCUGUAUGCAGCAUAUUAUGCAGAAAAGGAAGUGAGAAAAUAUGACAAGGUGAGAAACUCAUGGGCUACGGUAGCUAGACUACCAGAACAGGCGACCUCAAUGAAUGGUUGGGGGUUAGCAUUUAGGGCAUGUGGAGAUCAGCUUAUUGUUAUAGGUGGACCAAGAGCUUCCUUUGGAGGGAUUAUAGAGCUUAAUUCCUGGGUGCCAGAUCAAGGCCCUCCACAGUGGAAUUUGCUGGCCAGAAAGCAUUCAGGAAGUUUCGUCUAUAAUUGUGCUGUGAUGGGUUGUUGAUGCGUCUUAUUUUGGUGACGCCCUAUCCACUGUAUGAGUUCCUUUCUGAAUGUGGAUUUACAACAUUUGCAUUUUACAAGGACAUGAAAUUCAGGCUAUUUAUCUCUGCCUUUGUUCCUGCAGGGGAAGUUUAUUCCUAAACAUUCUCAUAAAGAGUUCCUCUUGAGACUGUCCAGAAUAUGCAUCUGUGGAACAGGCAUAGGUCAAUAAUUUGAAGCAUCAGUUAGGAAUAUUUACCAGAACCUUUUUUUUUUUUGAAGAAUAAAUAAAAUUCUCUUGUGGUUUUUUGAGUUAUUUAAAAUGGUUUUUUUUUAAUGAUUUAGAAGUGGCUCUUUUGUACACAUCUUCUAUGCCCUAUUCGCUUCCAUAAGUGUAUUUCCUUUAUGGGGGGUCUUGUA